Molecule: messenger RNA, 2321 nt
Organism: Eucalyptus grandis
Lineage: Eukaryota; Viridiplantae; Streptophyta; Magnoliopsida; Myrtales; Myrtaceae
Product: GATA transcription factor 8
Exons: 4
Coding region: 802-1851 (349 amino acids)
Biological process (GO): positive regulation of DNA-templated transcription
Cellular component (GO): nucleus
Molecular function (GO): zinc ion binding; sequence-specific DNA binding
Source: RefSeq, a predicted model, not a curated record
UUUCUUGUCUCUCUCUCUGUCUCUCUCUGUCUCUGCGCUUCCGUAUCUGGUGGGUGGCAAGAAAGAGGGGAGAGAAACCGUCGGCUGCGAAACGAAAUGCGUGACGAGAAUUAAACCGAGGAGAGCGGUGGUGGUGGGUGAAGAAGGAAAGGAACCGUUACAGAGUCCCUCGCGGUGCGCAGGACAUUUAUGAUCUCAAGCUCUCGCCCUUUUUUUUUUAUAUGUUGUCGCUGCUCUUUCUGGGUGAAAUUUACCGUGAGGACGUCGCUGUUUCCACCGAUAUGGCUUUAAGAUUAUGGGAAACCCGCGUUGCUAUUUCCAGAAUUGAUCUCCAAAAGCACCGCAGACGAUAUGGCGGCGUUGGCAUUGUCCUCUGAGUAAUUCUUGUGAAUAUUUCCGUUCUUUUCGAAACAUAUUGUAUUUGACCAUGGUUUAAUUUUUAGAACGGUGGGAUGCUGUGGGGUCCUGGGUAAUGAGAGAGAAAGAGAGAGAGAGAGAGAGAGGAGAGUAGAAAGACAGCUAGCAAUGAGGCAAGAUUGCUCACCUAACAUAUUUACCCCACAUUACCACCAGUCCCUCCCCCUCUCCCUCCCUCCUUUUUUAAGCCUCUGUUUCUUUCCUCCCUCCCCUUUCAAUCAUCUCUCUCUCUCUCUCUCUCUCUCAUUCUUGGUUGGGCUUCCUCUCCUCCCCCACUACGAGGAGAGCCUGAAGAGGACAAUCCCAGGUUGUCUGAAGCAUUUUGGCCUCUUUCUUCUUAACUCGGAAACUUCCCCUUAAGGAAAAAUUCUCUGAAUUGAGACAAUGACCGGACCCAACUUCAUCGACGAGAUAGACUGCGGCAGCUUCUUCGACGACUUCCUUGACUUCCCCAGCGAGGACGUUGAGGCCGGGCUCCCGGUCGGGAAGCCCGACUCGCUCCCGAGCAUCUGGUCGGCCCAGCCCGAGCCGCUGCCUGGCUCCGACGCGGUCUUCUCCGGCAACAGCAGCUCCAGCCUUUCCGCCGAGCUCUCCGUCCCGUACGAAGAUAUUGUUCAGCUGGAAUGGCUGUCGACCUUUGUGGAGGAGUCCUUCUCUGGAGGGAGCCUCACGAUGAGCAAAGAGCAGGUCUCCAACGGCGGCGGCGGCGGCGGCGGCGGUGGCGGUGGCGGCAGCGGCAACAACACGGACUCCUCGUCCCAGCAGUUCCAGACCUCGAGCCCGGUGUCGGUCCUCGAGAGCAGCAGCUCCUGCUCGGUCGACAACAAGCCCCGGCCGCCCAGCCCCGAGGCCAUCAACCCGGCCCGGUGCGGCAGGGCGCGCAGCAAGCGGCCCCGGCCAGCGAAUUUCAAUCCCCGCCCAGCGAUCCAGCUCGCUCCCCAGCAGUCCUCCGACGUUGCGGAGAACGAGCCUGGCUCUGAGAACAGCGAGGAGUCGAAUUGCCUGCCGGUCAUCAAGGCCCCGAAGAAGCAGGCCAGUGGCGGCGCUGAGCCUAAGAAGAAGAAGAAGAUCAAGUUCACCAUGCCUCCGGCACCGCCUGCCGAGGCCGAUCAGGGGCUGCCGCAGCAGGCGGUUCGCAAGUGCCUGCACUGCGAGAUAACCAAGACCCCGCAGUGGAGGGCCGGCCCGCUGGGCCCGAAGACCCUCUGCAAUGCCUGCGGCGUCCGGUAUAAGUCAGGCAGGCUGUACCCCGAGUACCGGCCGGCGGCGAGCCCGACUUUCAUCCCGUCCCUGCACUCGAACUCUCACAAAAAGGUGCUCGAGAUGAGGACCAAGACCACCGACAAUGCCGACGACUCCGGGACCGCCUCGGCAGCGACCGACUCACUCGAGCUGAUCCCGAACAUGUCCGGUUGGAUUACAUGUGAGGAUUAGGGGAAGAGGAUUCGGAAAGACUUUGCUUCUCGAUGAGAACUCAGAGCAUCUCCAUUUUCGACGUCAAGCCGUGCUUACUUGGUUGAUCAUUGAUCAGAAUUCUUUGCUUCGUUGGGGUUUUUUUUUUGUUUCUUGUACAGGGGACGGGCCGGGGCGUUAUAGAGAGAUAGAUGAAUGAGAUUAUUAGUCAUUAGAGAACUAUAAUGGGAGAUUUGGGAGAAAGGUUAGUGAGAAGUUGGGGAGCAAAUUAAGUUUUAAGGGUAGACCUUUAAUCUAGUCAUUACUAUUGGUAGGUCUCAAGGAUAAUUAGAGUAAAUUGCUAUUCGAAGAACCCUGUGUUGUUUUGAUGUUUUUCCUUCUUCUGGGUUAUUCUGUUCUUGAUUUUCCUGAUAAUGGGGAAACUCUUUUUGCAGUUCAUUUUGUAGUGGAAAAGUUGUUUAGACCAGAAGAGAAUUUUUUUUUUUGAGUCA